AUGAGGCUCAAUGACGCGCCGGAGCACAGCGGUCAGCGGCGGGGUGAUGUAGGCGAAGUACUGGCCGACUUCAAGCUGCACCAUCCGGCUGUGCGCAGCUAUGCACAGCUAGCCACGAGCUUGGAGCCGCUGGAUGCGCUGCGCGAGGUCACCGUGGCCAGCACGAGGGGGGACCACUACGGCAGCCUUGAGUCGCUGGUCAACUUUGUACACAUAAAGCCAAUGAAUCACGCUAGUCAGAGGGAACAGAUCGAAGGCUCGAAGCUGUUCUGCCCCGUCGGCGGCACAGUGCUCCGUCAGAGGCCUUCCGUGCUCACGCUCACCGCAUGCACGGGCGCCGCUUGACUGGGACGAGUGCACCAUUUCACAGCGGCCGGGUGGUCUGAAAAGAAGGAUUUCGUCAUCGGCGACACCGGACUGGGAGGCGUCACAGCCGAUCUUCGCGACGAGUAGAACAGUGCUUGCCAUGCUUCGUCAUUUAGAUACUGUGGAAGAGCUUCCAGUGCGUAACGUUUAUUUAUGGACCACACAGAAUAGGAUUAAGUAAGCUUUCAGCGGGGUAGUGUUAUUUCGCAACACUGCCAUUACGUCAUACAGCUGGAAGAGAGAGCUUGCUGCUCCCGCCGUAUCGCAGAUAGAAACUUCUUGGGCUUCGCGCGCUGAAGCGACGAUAUGAUUUUAGGCACGACUGAUUGGAGGAGGACUAAUUAAUGUUGGUCACCUGGGCCACUAACUCUUCACGUGCGUCGAGACCUAAGUACACUGGUGGUUUUGCAUUUGGCCCGUCGAAGUGCGGCCACCGUCACCUGCCAUCGAACGCACGUCUCCUAGAUUAAAAACGCCAUCCCGCCAGGCUUAUUUUAUUGCCCUAAGUAAGCAUCGUUUUAUGGUUUUUAAAUUAGUAGGUAUCGACUAAUCAAAGAACACGUGUUGCUCGGCCACGACGGCCUGCCAUAGAGGAGAUAGGGCAUGUAUUGGUAAUUGUAGAUAUUUAAGCUGGGGCGUAGUGUUCACUCUUGUGGAUUAAUGUAAUGCUCACUGUCACCAGUGAGUUGACGGGGUCGCACAACCUUUUCUGUCUUGCCUCAGAUAGCCUACUUGAAGAAGCGACAAAAGUUCACACAGGCUAGCGCGACCUACUCGCCGCUGUAACGAAGUGCCUUGCGAUCGUGAUGCCGUUCACGCCUGCCGGCUCCGCCAUGACACCGGAAAACAAGCAGAUGUGCUGUUCGCGAGCGUAUUAUUGGUUCACUACCAAACAGUGAGGGAUCGAGCUGAAACAGCCACAUUUCACUCAA
Molecule: messenger RNA, 1298 nt
Organism: Rhipicephalus sanguineus (brown dog tick)
Lineage: Eukaryota; Metazoa; Arthropoda; Arachnida; Ixodida; Ixodidae
Exons: 3
Coding region: 1-345 (114 amino acids)
Source: RefSeq, a predicted model, not a curated record